This is a messenger RNA of Cladocopium goreaui, 474 nucleotides long. The record is from the annotation of a GenBank genome assembly. NCBI's taxonomy places the organism in Eukaryota, Dinophyceae, Suessiales, Symbiodiniaceae.
AGGACGGCCGGGGUGUCAAGUUCCCCUUCAAACCUUGUUCUUGGCAAGAAGACCGGCUGUUAGCCUCAGCAAUGUUUUUGAACCGGUUGCUGCAGCAUGACAUUCGUUUGGGUGAAGAAGGCCGAACACAGUGGCUACUGCACACGGGAGAUUCACGUGAAAGCCCUGAACAGGUCUUCAUUUUCCGCAGUACCAGCCCUGGCACGAACAUGUCUGACAACAUUGACUUUGGCAGCGUUCCUCUGAAGUUCUUUGGCCCAGAUUCCAUGUCCUUCUUUCGGGGCGCGUCCAUCUUCGUGUUGAAGCGUCACACCACAUUGGGUUUCCUGCUCUUCAAGUCCUAUGUGCUGCGUCAGCCCCCAAUGUGAAAAGCUGACGGUGGAUGCAGAGUCCAUGGGUUUGUCCGAAUAUCGGAUCGCCCAGUUCCAGGCUCUGUAUCAUAUCAUUCUACAUCAUCAUCAUCAUCAUCAUCAU